This is a messenger RNA of Lodderomyces oxycetoniae, 933 nucleotides long. Its product is annotated as spermine synthase. The transcript has a single exon. Gene Ontology annotation, molecular function: catalytic activity. The record is from RefSeq and is a predicted model, not a curated record. Bases 1 to 933 code for a protein of 310 amino acids. NCBI's taxonomy places the organism in Eukaryota, Fungi, Ascomycota, Pichiomycetes, Serinales, Debaryomycetaceae.
AUGGCCUUUCAAUUUAAUGGUUCUCUCGAGACUUUUCAACAUGACACAGUGACACACCACACCAAGGACAACUCGUACUGGUUCUAUGAAAAAUCCAAAGAAUCGUUUCCUGGUCAAGCAUUUGGUUUGGAGAUUGUUGACAUUUUAUACCACACCAAAACGGAAUUUCAAGAUAUUCUUGUUUUCAAAUCAAAGACAUUUGGUAAUGUGCUCGUUCUUAAUGGUAUAAUACAAUGUACCGAGAAGGAUGAGUUUGCGUAUCAGGAAUUGAUUACCCAUAUACCAAUAAUGUCGCAUCCUAGUCCGCGCAAGGUUCUAGUCAUUGGAGGAGGAGAUUGUGGAGUUAUACGAGAAUUGAUCAAACAUGUUGAAGAUAAAAGUGUUGAGUCGAUAACCAUGGUUGAAAUUGACGAUAUGGUUAUUAAGCUACUGACGGAAUUUCUACCACAAAUGGCCAAAUAUCAUAACCACCCAAAAGUGAAAUUGACCAUUGACGAUGGGUUCAAGUUUCUUAGGGAGACAAGAGAGAAAUUUGAUGUUAUUAUUACCGACUCGUCCGACCCUGAAGGGCCAGCUCAAGAGUUUUUCCAAAUAAACUAUUUCAAGUUGCUAUCUAAUGCGUUGAAUGAAAAUGGUAUUGUAAUUAUGCAAUCGCUGGAAAAUAUAUGGUUGGAUAUCAAGUACUUGAAGGAGCUCCUUUUAAAAGCAUCAAAUGUAUUUCCCAAUGUAGAAUAUUGUCAAUGUUAUAUGCCAAGCUAUACUUCCGGUCAGCUUGGCCUUAUCAUUGCAACGAUGAACAAAACGGUUGACUUGACUCGUCCGUUGAGAAGGUUUGAUAGUUGUAAAGAAACAAGUCUUUUUAAGUACUAUAAUCAUGAGGUCCAUCAUAGCUCGUUUAUAUUGCCUACUUGGGCAAGACAAUACCUUGGAUAA